Gaeumannomyces tritici R3-111a-1 is the source of this 3398-nucleotide messenger RNA. RefSeq lists its product as hypothetical. The transcript has 2 exons. The record is from RefSeq and is a predicted model, not a curated record. Bases 447 to 3104 code for a protein of 885 amino acids. NCBI's taxonomy places the organism in Eukaryota, Fungi, Ascomycota, Sordariomycetes, Magnaporthales, Magnaporthaceae.
CUACAGGCGCGUUCUUGUUCGCAUUGAAACGAGUGCGGGUAGCCUGCCAUGGGUGCCCGGUCCGCCUCCAGUCAAGGAGCUUGAUACUUGGGCAGGUAUAUACCCGCCUUUCUGGAAUCACGAUGGCAGCAGGAAUCUGCUGGGAGUUCCUCUGCCCAAGUCAAUAUUCAAUUUGACCCAGACAACUUCUUUUUUGAUACCGAGUUGGCGGUAUCACUUCUCCUUUCACUUCUUAAUCUUUUCUUUCUCUGCUUCUUAUGGCUGGGCCAGUGGCCGUUUUCUUAUCCCCUUGAACAACCUGACCAGCAUCUGUUGCAGGCGCCAGCAGAUCGGAAAAUAACACAGGAUUGGAAGCACACUUGGACGACAACUGAGCAUUGGGGCUGUUGUAUUUUUGACCGUUUACUCGGUUUUCAUUCAUUCUCAACUGGAUCUAGCUUUACAAAAUGGCAGUCGAGUCAAGGGGCUCGACGAGCUCGAGGCUCGGCCGCAGCCUCAUGGCGGUGCCGUUUUUUCUCCUUCUUGGCACCAUCGUUAUACUGAUGCGGAACGGCGGGGAAACCGAUGUGUUGGGUCAGAUAUCAAGAAGGGUAGGCAGCGAUGACCGGACCGGGGUGGUCAACGAUUUCGGCCCCUGGCGGGAGACGAUCGAGACCUUCAUAUCGCCCGAGACGGCCGAUGCGAUCGAGCGUGAUCGUCAGCUCCGCCGCAGUGUUGGUGCCGCUGUCGACUUCACCCGCGGCCUGACCAAAGAUCUCGCCGAGCGCUUCGAAUUGCCCUCCCUGAUGGAAGCCUCGGACAGCCUCGCACUGGUCAGGAAGAACCUUGAGGGCGGCGGCACCAGGGGCACACCGACGACUCCCGGCUCCCCGUCACUCAGCAAGCGCCAACAGCUCUUCCCUAGCGUUUCGGGCCUGCCAGGAAUCCCGGGGAUCACAGCGCCACUAUUCGGGGGUUCCACAAAACCUGAUGCGACAAGGGAUGCGAAUGCACCCGCGACAUCAACGGAAGCAUCAGGCGGCGGCCUGCUCGCGGGCCUGGGCAACAAGGCGCUUGACGCCAUCCUGUCACCGCUCAAGGAUGCCGUGAGCGGUAUCACCAGUAACCUGGCCGGCGCCGGCAUGUUUUUGGGUAUCGGUAUCGGCGCCGGCGCAGCGCAGGGCCUCAACCUGUCGUCUGCUGACUCGAUCAACAAACUCGCCGCCAAGAUUGCCGCCGACAACGGCCAUAAAGCCACGGGGCUAAACCCCACCAUCCAGAGCCUGGGCCAGGGCGCAUCGGCUGCCAUCAUCGGGGCCCUCAACGUCACGGGUGGCGGCGGAGGCGGCGGCGCCCUGAAAUCUUUCAACAUCACGUCGCUGCUUGGCGGCGAGGCGCUGUCUAGCGUCGCUCUCAAGUUUGCCGAUGGCCUCGGCUCUGGCGCCGCGUCCGGGCUCAAGCUAGGGGGCAACAACACACAGGUGGCAGCGCCGCCAUCCGGAUCCAAGGCCAGUGAUGUGGCGGGCGCCUUCGCCUUUGGCCUGACAAACUCGCUCACCCGGAGCGUGGAUCUUUCGGGCGGGCUGUCUGGUAUAACUGGCGGCAAGGGGCUGGAUCUAUCGGCGGUGGGAAAUAUAUUCCCAGGUAUCAACCUGGGCAGCGUAGCCCAGGGUUUCGCCAGGGGGUUUCUCCAAGGUGCGAGCGACUCGAUCGAAGCCAUGGGUGGCAUCAAGUCUCUCAUGAACGGGACGGCGCGCAUCCCGACCACGGUGCCCAACGGCACCAUCGGCUUCAACGACACAGUGGGCGGCGCCUCGAGCGGCUUCGGCCAGGGCCUCGGAGGCCAGGGUGUCCUGGUCGCGACGCAGCUUGUCGCCGAGGCCUUCCCCAACGUCGUCAGUACCAAAAGUUCCAACCAGGCUGGCGGCAAGGUGACAAGCCGUUCUCUCGACGUUGUCCUGCCGCGCCAGCUGGGUGGGGGCGGCGGCAACAACGGCCAGGGGGUCACGAUCGGGUUCGGCCCGUCGCUGAACCUGUCGGCCAUCAUCAACGCGGCGACCGUCUCGAGCGGGCUACAGACGAUCGUGGAUCUGCUGCGCUGCGAAGGUAUCAGCGGCUUUUUCCUGAUCCUCUCGGGCCUGAAAAAGAGCGGCACCCUGCCGAAUAAGUCGGGGGACAUAAACACCACGCUGGGGCCAAACGUCACGGCCACCAUCCGCGACAUUAUACCCAACGGCACCAUUUCCUUUGUGAGUAGCGGCAACAGGUUCGAGAUUGAGGGCCAGCUCCUCCUCAACGCGCUCGUGGGCUCCAUAUCCGAGGCUGCCGACGGUAUCAAGAUCAAUGGCAACAAGCUUGUCACCUUUGCCGCCCUGCUGAUCGUCCAUAUCCUUAUCGCGGUCCUCGUUUUCGUCGCGGUGCUCCCCCUGGCCAUGGGCCUCGAGGGCGCGCGCAGCAUCCUCUCCCGGGCGCAGCUGCCGCAGGCGCUGCCGCGGCGAACCCCGCGCUGGGUCGGGAUCCUGUGGCUGUUCGUCACGGUGCCCUCGCUCGUCCUCAUCGUGGUCUUUGGCGCCCUCGUCACCGGCGACAAGCCCGGCGGCCACUUCCGCACGACGCACUCCAUCGUCGGCCUGAUCGCCGUCAUCCUGGGCAUCCCGGCCACGGCGCUCUACUACGCCGACUCGCGGCUACCGGACCUCAAGGCGCGCAUCACGCGUGCGCUGGGCGGCGGCGGCGGCGGCGACCAGGCAAAGGCAGAGGCGCGCUUCAUCCUGCUGCGCGCGCUGUCGAACCAGGUCUUCCAGACGCUCGGCACCUCGGCCGUCCUCACCGGCUUCGCCGACCUGGCCGCCGUCUCGCUGUGUCUGACCACCGUCAUCGUGUCCUUCGAAGCCGCCAUCGCCGUCGGCUUCGCCAUCGCGAGCGUCUCCAACGUCGGCCAGCUGAUCGCCUGGCUCGACUUCUACAUCGCCUGGCGCGUCUCGCGUAGCGGGACAAAGAACCAAGGCGGCGGUGGCAAGGUCUCGCCUUCCUCCGGGUCCGGCACCGACAGUUACGGCCGCGGCCGCGGCCCUCCGAGGGGACCCAUCCGUGAGAUGAGGAGGCUUUACAGCGAAAAGGUGUAGAGCAUGUGUGUCUAGCUGUAUUACCACUCAUCUUGUAUUCCUUUUUUUUUUCUGUUUUCUUUUUUCACCACUUUUUGUUGCUGUGCUGCGUGCUCCCUGUCUAGGGCAGCCGGCCUGCACUCAGGAAACGCGCUCAAGAUUAUCAAGCCCCCUCCCUUUUAUAUUCAUAUGUACCAUCUUCUCACCCAACCCCCUGUAUGUUUUAUUGUUUACUUGUCUAUACCUCGGUAGCUAUAUACCUAGUCAAAUUAGCCUUUCUUUUCCUUGUUCGAACAAAAUAAACCCCCUCUUCGC